This is a messenger RNA of Sporothrix brasiliensis 5110, 696 nucleotides long. RefSeq lists its product as uncharacterized. The transcript has a single exon. The coding region runs from base 1 to 696 and encodes 231 amino acids. The record is from RefSeq and is a predicted model, not a curated record. NCBI's taxonomy places the organism in Eukaryota, Fungi, Ascomycota, Sordariomycetes, Ophiostomatales, Ophiostomataceae.
AUGGAUUUCUCCAAGAUCACCUCCAUGGCCGAGAGCGCCCUCAAGGGCAACUCGGACGAUAACAACAACAACAACAACAACAACAACAACAACGGUGGUGACAACAACAACUCUGGCUCCGGCAAUUGGGGUGAAGUUGGCCAGGCCGCCAAGCAGGCCUACAGCGACUACGAGUCCAAGGGCAACCUCGACUACAAGCAGCUCGGUAACGUUGUCAAGGACGCCGCCACGGCGUACAACUCCGAGUCCAACAAGAGCGACCUGGUCGGCAUUGGCAAGAACAUUGCCGCAGGCUUUUCUGGCCACGGCAGCAGCAACAACAGUAACAACAACAACAGCAACAACAACAACACCAACAACAACACCAACAACACCAACAACACCAACAACACCAACAACGACAACAACAACAACAACAACAACAACAACAACAACAACAACAACAACAGUAGCAGCAACUUCGGCGGCAACAACAACAACAACUCGAGCAACAACAACAACGACAACUUCAGCUCCAACAACAACUCGAACUCCAACUCGGACAACUUUGGCCGCAACAACAACAACAACAACAACUCGGACAACUACGGCUCCAACAACAACUCCAACUCGGACAACUUUGGCUCCAACAACAACUCGGACAACUACGGUUCGAACAACAACAACAGCAACGACAACAACGACAACAACUACUAA